UCGCCCCUCCUACUGCCGUACAUUGCCUUCCCAAGGUGUCGUAAAACGCUCCUCCCCGCCCUCCAUGUGGCGAAAACGCAAUCACGCUUGACGGCGCGAGGUGGCUCAGCCGCAAGAUGGCGGCGCUGGCGGAGGAGCAGACGGAGGUGGCGGUCAAGUUAGAGCCGGAGGGACCGCCGACGCUGCUACCUCCGCAGGCGGGGGACGGCGCUGGCGAGGGUGGCGGCGGCACUACCAACAACGGCCCCAACGGCGGCGGCGGGAACGUUGCGACGGCGUCGUCGUCGGCCGGCGGGGAUGGUGGGACCCCCAAACCCUCGGCGGCUGUCUCCGCCGUUGCUCCGGCGGGGGCGGCCCCGGUGCCCGCCGCUGCUCCGGAGGCCGGCGUUCCCCACGACCGACAGACUCUGCUGGCCGUGCUGCAGUUCCUGCGGCAGAGCAACCUCCGCGAGGCCGAAGAGGCGCUGCGCCGUGAGGCCCGGCUGCUGGAGGAGGCAGUGGCGGGCACCGGAGCUCCGGGAGAGGCGGACGGCGCCGGUACAGAGGCGGCUAGCGCGCUUCUCAGCCGGGUCACAGCCUCGGCCCCCGGCCCCGCGGCCCCUGACCCUCCGGGCACCGGCGCUUCGGGGGCCGCCGCCGUCUCGGGCUUAGCGACAGGUCCUGCGGCUCCGGGGAAAGUUGGAAGUGUAGCUGUAGAAGACCAGCCGGAUGUCAGUGCUGUGCUGUCAGCCUACAACCAACAAGGGGACCCCACAAUGUAUGAAGAAUACUAUAGUGGACUGAAACACUUCAUUGAAUGUUCCUUGGACUGCCAUCGGGCAGAGUUAUCCCAACUCUUUUAUCCUCUGUUUGUACACAUGUAUUUGGAACUAGUCUACAAUCAACAUGAGAAUGAAGCAAAAUCAUUUUUUGAGAAGUUCCAUGGAGAUCAGGAAUGUUAUUACCAGGAUGACCUACGAGUAUUAUCUAGUCUUACCAAAAAGGAACACAUGAAAGGGAAUGAGACCAUGUUGGAUUUUCGAACAAGUAAAUUUGUUCUGCGUAUUUCCCGUGACUCGUACCAACUCUUGAAGAGGCAUCUUCAGGAGAAACAGAACAAUCAGAUAUGGAACAUAGUUCAGGAGCACCUCUACAUUGACAUCUUUGAUGGGAUGCCGCGUAGUAAGCAACAGAUAGAUGCGAUGGUGGGAAGUUUGGCAGGAGAGGCUAAACGAGAGGCAAACAAAUCAAAGGUAUUUUUUGGUUUAUUAAAAGAGCCAGAAAUUGAGGUGCCUUUGGAUGAUGAAGAUGAAGAAGGAGAAAAUGAAGAAGGAAAACCUAAAAAGAAGAAGCCUAAAAAAGAUAGCAUUGGAUCCAAAAGCAAAAAACAAGAUCCCAACGCUCCACCUCAAAACAGAAUCCCUCUUCCAGAGUUGAAAGAUUCAGAUAAGUUGGAUAAGAUAAUGAAUAUGAAAGAAACCACCAAACGAGUACGCCUUGGGCCAGACUGUUUACCCUCCAUUUGUUUCUAUACAUUCCUCAAUGCUUACCAGGGCCUCACUGCAGUGGAUGUCACUGAUGAUUCUAGUUUGAUUGCUGGAGGUUUUGCAGAUUCAACUGUUAGAGUGUGGUCUGUGACACCCAAAAAGCUUCGUAGUGUUAAACAAGCAGCAGAUCUUAGCCUCAUAGACAAAGAAUCAGAUGAUGUCUUAGAAAGAAUAAUGGAUGAGAAAACAGCAAGUGAGUUGAAGAUUUUGUAUGGUCACAGUGGGCCUGUCUAUGGAGCCAGCUUCAGUCCGGAUAGGAACUACUUGCUUUCCUCUUCAGAGGAUGGAACUGUUAGAUUGUGGAGUCUUCAAACAUUUACUUGCUUGGUCGGAUAUAAAGGACACAACUACCCAGUAUGGGACACCCAGUUUUCUCCAUAUGGAUAUUAUUUUGUGUCAGGGGGCCACGAUCGAGUAGCUCGGCUCUGGGCUACAGACCACUAUCAGCCUUUAAGGAUAUUUGCUGGCCAUCUCGCUGAUGUGAAUUGUACCAGAUUCCAUCCAAAUUCUAAUUAUGUUGCUACGGGCUCUGCAGACAGAACUGUGCGGCUCUGGGAUGUCCUGAAUGGGAACUGUGUAAGAAUAUUCACUGGACACAAGGGACCAAUUCAUUCCUUGACAUUUUCUCCCAAUGGGAGAUUCCUGGCUACAGGAGCAACGGAUGGCAGAGUACUCCUUUGGGAUAUUGGACAUGGUUUGAUGGUUGGAGAAUUAAAAGGCCACACUGAUACAGUCUGUUCACUUAGGUUUAGUAGAGAUGGUGAAAUUUUGGCAUCAGGUUCAAUGGAUAAUACAGUCCGGUUGUGGGAUGCUGUCAAAGCAUUUGAAGAUUUAGAGACUGAUGAUUUUACUACAGCCACUGGGCAUAUAAAUUUACCUGAGAAUUCACAGGAGUUAUUGUUGGGAACAUAUAUGACCAAAUCAACGCCAGUUGUACACCUCCAUUUUACGCGAAGAAACUUGGUUCUAGCUGCAGGAGCUUAUAGUCCGCAAUAAACCGGUAUUAAAGACCUUUUGGAAGCUACUGUUUGAAAAAGGGAGACUAAAAGCAAAUACCUCAGUGAUUAAUAUUUAAGCUACAAAGAAUGUUUUGUCUAUAUGGAUCUGGAAGGAUGCUGCUUGGAAAAUCUGAACAGGACAGUUCCACGUUUCUAUAGCAACCACAUUUAACUAAUUUCCGUUAGUUGAAUAAGAGGUAUUAUGUUCGUGGAGGGACAUUUAUGGUGCUCUGGAUUGUGUGGAAACUAUGCAUUUUCUGUUCAAAUGCUAUUUUAAUUUAUUAUGUUUAGAAAAAAAAUCAAUUGACUCAAUCCAUCCUGCUUCAAGAUUCAAAUCGAGUAAUAUAAUACCAUCUUGAAUUUUAGCUGAAGAAUUCUAUGAGCAUGUGUUUCUGCUGUAAAAAUGUGGUUACUGUAUAGCACUCAAGUACUAUGUUAAAUGAUCCACUAACAUUUUUGCUUGGCCCAUGACUAGUGGAAUGUUACUGGGUAGGGUUAACUACAAUUUCUUUCUAAGAACUAGAUGAAGUACAACCAUCCACUGACAUCUGAAUUUAUACCUGUUGGAUUCUGAGUGCACCCAACACUCUAUAAGCCAGGUGAAGAAAAUUUAGCUUCCAUGUUCUACUUCAGCUAAAAUAGCUACAUACAACCUAGUACACUUGAAG
Molecule: messenger RNA, 3192 nt
Organism: Zalophus californianus (California sea lion)
Lineage: Eukaryota; Metazoa; Chordata; Mammalia; Carnivora; Otariidae
Gene: TAF5
Product: TATA-box binding protein associated factor 5
Exons: 11
Coding region: 117-2522 (801 amino acids)
Biological process (GO): transcription initiation at RNA polymerase II promoter
Cellular component (GO): transcription factor TFIID complex
Molecular function (GO): protein binding; RNA polymerase II general transcription initiation factor activity
Source: RefSeq, a predicted model, not a curated record